Sipha flava (yellow sugarcane aphid) is the source of this 7098-nucleotide messenger RNA. RefSeq names its product trichohyalin (gene brp). Gene Ontology annotation, biological process: maintenance of presynaptic active zone structure; regulation of synaptic plasticity; neuromuscular synaptic transmission. The record is from RefSeq and is a predicted model, not a curated record. Gene Ontology annotation, molecular function: structural constituent of presynaptic active zone. Gene Ontology annotation, cellular component: cytoskeleton of presynaptic active zone. Lineage: Eukaryota; Metazoa; Arthropoda; Insecta; Hemiptera; Aphididae.
GCGGAACAGCCCGGUGGGCCGCAGGACGGUCAGACCGGGCGCGGGAUCGCCCGACCACCACGGGGGCGUGGGCGGCGGCGGCAACCCGUACCAGACGGGCAUCGGAGGCGGCGGCGGUGGUGGCCUAGGCAUAGGAGGCGGUGGCGGCGGCGUGUCGUCCUCCUACUACAGAGACGACGACCUCAACAGCCCUGUACUGCUGGACGACCGGGGACGAGCCAUGGGCCCCGGUGGAGGUGCGUCCCACCGGUCGCGAAGUGCCAGCCGACCGGUGGACCGCAUGGGCGUCAUGCCGCCGUCCCGGUACCAGUCGCUGGACCGGAACACGGGCAGCGGCGGUGGCAUACUGUCCGACCCAACCGGCAGUGGCCAAUACGGCCACGACCGCGACUACAGGUCGUUUGACAGAGACCGUGGUUAUGGUGGUGGCGGCGGCUUCUCCUCGCUGGACGACGACCCUUACGGCGCCGUAUCAUCCAGGUCCAGGCAGUCGCCCGGCGGUGGCAUAGGUUCCGGCUUAGGUGGCGGUGGCGGCCACUUCAUGUCCAACGCUCGAGACACCGGACACUUCCUGGGCGAACUCCAGCAUCAGAACACCGACCUGCACCGCGAGCUGUCCAACCUCAAAAAGGAGCUGGAGCUGACCAACCAGAAGCUCGGUUCCAGCAUGCACAGCAUCAAAACGUUUUGGAGCCCGGAGCUGAAGAAGGAACGGGCGCUACGCAAGGAGGAGUCGGCCAAGUACUCGCUGAUCAACGACCAACUCAAGUUACUCCACUCGGAGAACCAGAAACAAUCGAUGUUGGUGCGUCAGCUGGAAGAAGAGCUGAGAAUGCGAAUGCGAGGGCCAAACAUGGAGUUGCAACAGCAGGUCGAAUUGCUGUUGAACGAGAACGAUCACUUAACGCGAGAAGUGGCCAUCCUCAGAGAGACUAUAAAGGAAUUAGAGCUCAGGAUAGAGACGCAAAAGCAAACGUUGCAGUCUAGAGACGAGAGCAUUAAAAAGCUCUUGGACAUGCUCCAGAACAAAGGCGUCGGUGGUAAAGUGGUAGAGGCGAUUGAAUUAGAGGCCCGUCAAGUUGACUUAGAGGCACGACUGUUAGAGAAUGAAAACCUUGUCCACCACUUCCAGUCUGUUAUCAGGAAUCGGGAUCAGGAACUCAACAGUACGAAGCGCGACCUUAAGACCACCAAUGACAAUCUAAAAGCACUGCAAAUGGAAUUAGAAAAAGCAUACCAGACCCAAAACGUGGGGGUGGCUUCCAGUGGCACACUGACCGCCAUCCUGGAGACAAAGGACGCUCGCAUAGCGACGCUGGAAAAGGAGGUCGGUCUCCUGGAGCAGGAGCUGGAUAGGAUGCGACUGUACGCCGGGUCACCAGGCCAUGCGCUAGACAGAAGCGUCCAGUUCGCGGCGGCUCCAGCGUUCAAGCAUCAAUUAGAAGAGUUCCGGUCGGAAAUCCAAAGGCGUGACCAAGAGAUUGUGGCCAUGAGCGCCAAGAUGAAAACCUUGGAAGAACAGCACACCGACUACCAGAGGCACAUCGGGGUGCUGAAAGAGUCGUUGAGCGCAAAGGAAGAACAUUACACGAUGUUACAAGCGGACGUUGAAGAAUUGCGUUCGCGACUAGAAGAAAAAAAUCGUAUAAUUGAGAAGAAGACGCAAACUGCCUUGCAAGCUAAUCAGGAAAAAAAUAGAGUGACAAGUGAAAUUAAUGAGCUCAAGGAUCACGUGGAUAUUAAAGACCGGAAAAUUAAUGUUUUGCAAAGAAAAAUUGAAAAUUUGGAGGAUUUAUUGAAAGAAAAGGACAACCAAGUGGAAAUGGCUAGAACGAGACUAGCGUCACUUCAAGCACAUCAGUGUUCGUCCGAAGGCGCAGUUACAAGUUUAGAAGAGGCGAUCGGUGACAAAGAGAAACAAAUGAAUCAAUUGCGAGAACAAAGGGACAGAGCCGAGCAAGAUAGACAGGAAGAAAGAGACUUACACGAGAGGGAUAUUGCCGAUUUCAAAUUAAAACUCCAUGCUCUAGAAAGCGAGGUGGAAAAGCUCCAUACUCGACUGAAUAGAGCGAAUAGUGAGAAAAAUCGUCUAGAAGAACGACUGGAACAAUCACAAAGUGAACUUGGAAAAUCAAAGGCAGAGUUAGAGAAGGCGUCGAGUGAGGUGAACAGGAGUGGUGCGGAUUGGGAGUACACAAGACAAAAGUUUGCUCGAUUGGAACUUGAAAACGCUCAGCUACGGCAAGAUUUGGAAUUAUCGCAAACGACGUUCGGUCGGAGCACGUUGACCAAGUCUCAAGAGAUGGACAGAGUGCAAGAUAGGGCGGACAAAGCGCUUAACGAUUUGAGAACAGCACAAGCAGAUCUCCGCAUCGCUCGUGCCGACAACGACAAGCUGCUGGGCGAGAUCAAAGCGUUACAGGAAAAACACGAAAGUUCUCAAGGCGAGAUAUACCGGUUGGUAACGAAAUUGGAAAAAUCCCAAGGCGAGAUCAAUAACGUCAAGGACGAGUACGACCGAAAUCAAUCCAGUGUAACUAGGAUUCUCGCCGAAAGAGAAAAGGCACUAGUCGAGUUAGAAAAGACCAAAGAAGAAUUGGAACGAUCGCAGAGUACACUAGGCAAAGCGCAACUCCAACAGGAAAAAUUACAAAUGGCGUUGGACGAUGCACAAAGGGAAACCGAUCGAGUGCAAGAUACAUUAAACAAAGUUACCAGUGAACUCAGAAAGUACCAUAUUGAAAAAGAACAAAACACGUUUGAACUCACCAAUGUACAAACACAGUUGGACAAAGCACUCGGACAGGCUGCACGUUUACAAAAAGACAAAGAAGCAAUUCAAAUAGAAUACGAGAAUUUAAAAGCUAAAUACGAAAUCAGUCAAUCGAUGGUAGCCAGAUUGCAAAAAGAGAAAAAUCAAUUGUUAGAUGACAAAGAGAAAAACAAAAAUGAUGCUGAUCUAUUCCAUUCUCAGAUAAUGAAAUACCAGAGAGAAAAAGAAAAAAUUCAAGCUGAACUUGAUCUUACCGAAGAGAGAUACGAGAAAACACAAUCAAUGUUAAAAAAAACUCAGCUUGAGAAAGAAGAUGCUAUAAACGAACUUGAUUUACAAAAAGAUAAAAUAGAAAAAUGUCAAAAAGCAAUGUAUGAAGCCAUACAAGAUAAAAACAGUGCUAAAGAUGAACUAGAUAGAGUUAUGGAGAAAUACGACCGGGUGCAAAAUGAACUAUACCAAGUGAAGAAAUCCUUAGAAAUCGUCGAAAAUGAAAGAGAUGAUGUUAAGCUAGAGAUGGAAAAAUUACAAUUACAUGCCAUGAAAGCUCGAGAUGAUCAAAGAAAAUCUAAAUCCGAAAUCCAAGAGUUACAAGAAUCAUAUGAUAGAUUAGUAAUACAGCUAGAAAGAACUAAGGACAUAGAAGAUAAGUUCAAGGACGAAAAAGAACACCUUAUGGACAAUUUAGACCUAAUGAAAGAACGAUGCGAUAAAUUGCAAAUGGACGUCAGGAGAUUAUCUGCAGAAAGAGAUAAACUACAGACUGAAGCCAUGAACAAUGCGUAUGAAAUGGAAAGAGCUCAUUCCCAAGUGUCCAAGACUCAAGUGCUGCUUGAAGACCAACAGAAAGAUGUAAAUAAACUUUCGAUUGAACUGGAAAAAAUGUCGGAAAAAUAUAACAAAUUAAUGAUAGAAUACAAGAAAUCACAAUCGGAUGUCGAGUUAUACAAAUCGCAAGCAUCGUCAUUUAGAGAAGAAGCCGAAAGAUAUUCAGUACGGCAACAAGAGAGGAUAAAAGAAGAACUAGAAUUAUUUAAAAAUAAAUACACUCAAGAAAUGGAGAAAUCAGAGAAAUUACAAUUAACGUGUAAAAAAUUAGAAGACAAAAUGCACGAUAUAAAUACGGAACUAGAAAAGAGUAAAUCAGAAUAUGCUAAAUUUAAAAAAGAAAACGAAAAACUUGUAAUAGAUUACGAAAAGUUACAAAUGAAAUGUGACAAAUUAGUUACAGAUAAUGAUAAAUUAAGGACCGAGAUCGCUACGGUCGGCGAGCAAAAUAGUUUCGACUUGGAAAGGACGAAGGAUCGUUACGCGAAAACAAAACAGUCUCACGAAAAAACUGAAAUGGAGCUUUAUAGAACCCAGAUGGAUGUGGAUAAGUUGAAGAAGGAAAACGAAAAAUUGAAAACUGAUUUGGUUCGUGUAGAAGCCGAGUUGUUGCAAUUUAAACCAGAAAGAGAUUACGAUCGGUUUAUGAGAGACAAACCAGUGUUAGGCCGGUCACAAAGUACUUGCAAAGACUUUGGAGAUUUUGACCGCACCAUGUCUGAAGAUCGCUUGAGAGACCGUCUUGAGCAGAGCCAAGCAAAAUGUCAUAGGAUUUCCGAGGAGAAAUUAAAAUUAGAAACUGAACUCCAUCAAGUCAAACGAGCACUGGAACAACAUCAAAUGUCUCAAUCGAACUCUGAGCUUUAUGUUAAAGAAAACAUCGUUAAGGUGCAACAAGACCUGAACCAAACAUUACGAGAAAAAGAAAUUCUCAAAGAAAAACUCGAGAUAAAGGAAAAACAGUUGCAAGAGUGGAAAUCCCGAUUGGACAGUUCGAGUGUCAUAUUAACGGAAAGAGAAGAGCUGUUGAAACAGUUGAAAAACAGCGAAAGACGAUUGGAAGAAUCGCAAAGACAAAUGUCCAAACUUGAUGCAGACCUAAAAAAAGUAACAUCGGAGCGAGAUGAGUUGAUAAAUAUGCUGAAAAAAUCGCAAUCGGUGUUGUUACAAUGCCAAGAUAAGCUGCAAGCGUCUGAGAGGAGUUUGGAACUGGAAAAGGACGAGGUUAAACGGUUGAAGGCCGAUCUGAGAAACCAAGACAUGAACACGAAGCAAAACGUCGAACAAGACUCCGCCCGUCUAAGAGACCUCAUUAGAACGAAAGACAAAGAAUUGGACGCCUGUAGACAGAGUUUGGCGGUCAAAGAGCAAGAAGCGAAAACGCUACAACAAACAAUACAGCAGAUGCAAUCAGCGUUGAGGGAGCGUAACCAGGGCGUGGACAGCGAAAGAGGUAACCUGCAGAAAUCAUUGGACGCACAACGAAUGGUGACCGAGGAGCUGCAAAAGAAACUACAAUCGGCGCAGCAACAAAUUAACAUCAAAGAAGCUACUGUGAACGAUCUUAAGAAACAACUGCAAGCCGUCCAGAUAGAGAACAAACGCAAGACGGACGAAUUGACGUCUAAAAUUUCCACGUUGGAGAAGCAAUUGCAGGUGUCUGCGACAUCCAAUGACAACGCUUUGAAGGAAGACGUGAGGAAACUUUUGGAUGAACUGGACCAUACCCAGAGCGAACUUAAAAACCUCGCGCUAGAAAAAGACAAGAUUUCGCAUCAAAACCAACAGAUCCGAAACGAACUAGAGAAGAAGCAGCUGGAACUCCAAGAUGCCCAGAAGAAAGCACAAGUGGCCUCGUCAAAACUCAACGAAGAGACGAGCUCGUUAAAAGCGCAACUAGAAGAGCAAAAGAGACAGUUGGAGGCCCAACGACGGCAGCUGGAAGAGCUAAGAAAAAGCGUCGACGGCCGGUCGAGGCAGUUGGAAGAAAAAGAAAAACAUGUGGCGGAACUGGACGCCAAGUUGAAGAAGCGGAAAGAAAACUUGGAUCUGUUAGAAUCGCAAAUAAACAAGGGAAAAUCGCAAGCUGGCGACAGUGACGUGAUAAAAAAGCUGCAGAGUCAAAUCGAGAGUUUGCAAAAGGAGUUGGAGAAAUCUAAGGAAGAAGCGAGUAGGUCGCAGACAGACAUGGAACGGCUGCUGCAGGUCGUACAAAUGGGCCAGGAAGAGCAGAACGCGAAAGAAAAACAAAUCAGAGAGCUACAAGAGGCGUUGAAGAACGCACAAGCCAAGAUGAGAGGGCCACACCCAUCGUCUCAACAGCAACAGCAACAACAUCCUUCGAGACAGCCGAAAAAAGACGAAGAGAAUGUAGACCAAUCCGAAGACGUCGGCACGGUACUGGCCAACGGUGGUCACACCAAGAGCGAGCUGGAAAGCAAGUUCGCCGAGGAACUGGAAGAACUGCUGGAGGUAAUACAGAUGAAGAACGAUCACAUCGAAGAGCUACAGGAAGCGCUGAAAGAAAGCGUGACGAUUAUAUCGGAGCGCGAGGAAGACCUGUUCCAAGAGCAAAUCAAACGGAAGGACAUCCAGGAUCAGGUGUGCAGAAUGGAAGAGCGGUUGUGUUUAGCUGAAAACCAAUGCAAAAACUGUCGUGGGCUGUACAAGAGACUGGAGGCGUUGGAAGAACAGCUAUUCGGCAUACAGUCCGAGAGACGAGCGAAACUACAAGAGCUGUCCCAACUAAGACAAGAAGCCUUGGAGUCAGCCAUCAGUGAGAAAGACGCGCAUCUGGCGCUUUUGGAGUUCAACGGCAUGCUUCCGACCAAACAACAGACGGACGUGAUCGACAAGCUGAAAACCGACAGGGCCCGACUGAUCAAACGUUUGCACGAGGAAACCGAAACGGCUAUCGAACUCAUUCAGGAAGCGGCGAACGCGAAGAACAACAAUUAUUGAAACGCAUUGACAACAACCGUUACGAUGUUUGCGUUGUUUUCGUGACGGACUAGAGUCUAACGUAAGUCAGGUCCGGUUGACAAAACGCAUCAUAUUAUUGUAAUAUUUUACCACGUACACGCCGAAUCCGGACCCGGACUGAUCCCGCGCGACAGACUACAGUAAUUACCUAUCCCGCAUAAAUUAGUUCCUAUACUAUAUAUUUACGAAAAAAAAAAAUUAUUCGAUGUAUAACUACUGUUUUUGAUUGUCUUCUUAAAUUUAAUACUUUUUAGAAUAUUUAACGAUUUUGUCGAAUACUACUCUAAUUAGUAUAAUAUUAUAAUGUAAAAUUUUUUUUUUCCAUUCUACGUUUGGAAAUCCAAUACGCGCAAGACACAUGAAAUCAAUUUAUGUAUAAUGUUGUAAUUAAGAACGGGUAUUUUUGACUUCGAAUCAUAUAACGAACCGCGUUCCUAUUAUACAAUGUUAUACAUAAACCCUAGUAUUAAGAUAUUUAUAAUUAUAUAAAAUUAAUCGGUAAGUGAAAAAUAAUA